Molecule: messenger RNA, 4329 nt
Organism: Cloeon dipterum
Lineage: Eukaryota; Metazoa; Arthropoda; Insecta; Ephemeroptera; Baetidae
Gene: mesh
Product: sushi domain containing 2 mesh
Exons: 18
Coding region: 168-4196 (1342 amino acids)
Biological process (GO): cell-matrix adhesion
Source: RefSeq, a predicted model, not a curated record
GGCGCUGGAGAAGGUGACAAAUCGGCGCGUCGUGUGCUCGGCUUUCGUUAUCUCGUUCGGGGAGAGGCUCCGGCCGCGCGGAUAAGGUGUCCGAGAUAAGGUCAUUUACGCUCAUUUCGUCUCGCUCAUCUUGAUCCUGAGGCAGGUGCAGCGAAUUCUCUUCCGAAAUGGCCUGGGUGGGGCCGUUGCUCAAGUGGGCCCUCGUGGCCGCAGUGCUCGCGGCCGUGGCCGCCUCCGAGGACCCGAUCGAGGAUCCAAACCAGGAAGUGGAAAUUAUUGGUGCUCAGACGGACGCAGUCAACCCUAUCUUCGAGCCCUUGCCCGAGGGUCCUAACCUCAUGGGGCAGGUUCACUACGACUACUCAAACUAUGAUUCUCUGAAAAGCAGGCUAGCGCCUCCUGACCCUCACAACUCAGGCGGCGUCCCGUUCAGAAUCACCGAGCAGCGGCUGAAGGAUAUCAGGUCGCAGUUCAUGUAUUGGUACUUUGACCAGGGUGGCUCUGAAAACAGGGGCGACUACCAGAAGGACAUCCAUACGUCCACGCCGCAGAUCCACAAAAACUUCAACUUCCAGUUGCCGUUCUUUGGCUUCAGAUUCAAUUACACAAGGCUCUCUAUGCACGGCUAUUUGGAGUUCAGUGACCCUCCGGAGCAUUUCACGUAUCCGCUGACCUUCCCGGUGAAGGAGUGGCCGAAGAAGAACGAUCCGUCGUUCAUCGGCAUCUUCUACAGCAAGUGCCGCAUCGGUGCCAUCCAUCCGACGGACAUCGACCAGCGCUCUCCCGGCGUCUACUUCAGGCAGGAACGCGAUUUGCAGACGAGAACCGACCAGUUCGGCGUGGAAAUGCGCGAACGACUCAUGUGGGACAUUCGAGAAGGCGUCGUCGGCUCAGACACUUUCAUCCCUAAGCACGCUGUCAUCGUCACCUGGAAGAAUAUGAGCUUUGCCGGCGGUAUCGACAACUCGCUUUACAAGACAAACACGUUCCAAAUGGUGCUGGCUACCGACGAAGUGUACACGUACGCAAUUUUCAACUACGCUGAGCUGCAGUGGACGACGCACACAGAGGCAGGCGGUGACACCACCGGUGGAGAGGGUGGAACGCCGGCUUAUGUCGGUUUCAACGCUGGAAACGGAACGCAGAGCUACGAGUACCAUCCGUACUCGCAGGCGUCCACUUUGAGAGAUCUGUCGGGCAGAGGAUGGGCUAAUAAUUUCCCUGGAAGACACAUAUUCCGAUUAGAUGAGAAAAUCAUGCUUGGAACUUGCAACAAAGAUAUUGCCGGAGCAAAUCUCCCGCUGGUCUUCGCACCAGAGAGCGGCAACAUGCUGGGCGGCACAAUAGUCAACAUCACAGGGCCGUGUUUCGAAGAACACGAAAAGAUCAUCUGCAGAUUCGACACGGAAGACGUGGUCGGCGUCUACGUGGACAGAAACAGGGCGAUUUGCGUGCAGCCCUUCGUCAUGGCGGAGGGUUAUGUCAAGUUUGAGGUGGCGGUCGGCGACGGCAAGUUCAACUGGAAGGGAAAAUACUUCGUCGAAACACCGGCGACUGCGACCGAAAAGAUUUCCUUCGCAACAAAUGCCGUCCAUGAAAAGAAUCCUUCAAAAGUGAAAAUCACGUGGAACGCGUAUAACUUGACAUCGAACAUGCAGGCGAACGUGCAGAUUUCGUUAUGGGGGUACAAGGAGACGACGAUCAGGCCUGAGUUGCUGUACAUUAAUAUGCUGGUUUCCUCUGUGACAAAUCAAGGCUUUUACGAGUUGACACCGGCUUCCUACAGAGACUACAACGACUUUAUGGUUAAUGAUUUGACUUUUGGAUUCAUUAUGAUCAACCUGACAGAUCCCAUGACUUAUGGAGAAGUUCCUGUCAAUCCAGUGCUGUGGAGCAAGCCGAUUCCGCUGGCGUGGUACUUUGCACCGCAAUGGGAGCGAUUGUACGGUCCAAAAUGGGCCGAAGAGCAGUGCGACAGGUGGACAAUGAACGAUCGCUACCUGAAGAACUUCGCUGCUGAAAUUCCACUGUGCCCUUGCACCCUUGAGCACGCCCUGGCCGACAAAGGUCGCUUCCUGCCCGACUUUGACUGCGACAAAGAUGCCAAUCCGAAUUGUUUCUAUCACAAAGGCGCCGUGCACUGCGUCAGGACCGGAGCUCCAAGUUUGGAAGGCUCCGAGCAGCAGUGUUGUUACGACAAGAACAACUACCUGAUGCUCACCUACGACCAGCAGUGGGGCUCGAGGCCACAUCGCUCGCACAACCUCGGCUUCCUGCCCUGGAACGAGGCCAACAAGGUGCCCACUCUGUCGCAUUGGUUCCACGACAUGAUUCCGUUCUACUCGUGCUGCCUUUGGCAAGAGGAACAGGCCGUCGGGUGCGAGACCUACAGGUUCGAGCGCAGGCCCACUCAGGACUGCGUCGCGUACCAGGCCCCAUCCGUUGCCUCCGUUUUCGGUGAUCCGCACGUGGUAACCUUCGACGACCUGGAGUACACGUUCAACGGAAAAGGCGAGUUUGUGCUGGUCCACGCCGACUCUGAGAGGCAGAAACUCGACAUACAGGCACGUUUUGAGCAAAUGCCUGAGAAUUUCUAUGGAGAAGUGAAAGCCACACAGUUGACCUCAGUUGUUGCAAGAGACAACAGCUCGGCCACGAUCGAGGUCAGAUUGAGGCCAUCACAGGCACAAUGGCGAUACAGAAUGGACGUGUUUGCCGACGGAAAACGCGUGUUCUUUGACAGGUCUUCGCUUAAAAUUCAGCAUUUCCCUGGCGUCACUGUCUACACUCCUACUUACAUUUUGAAUCAGUCAGAGGUGGUUAUCAUGUUCCAAUCUGGCGCUGGAGUGGAGGUGCAAGAGAAUCAGGGCUACAUGACGACGCGAGUUUAUCUGCCGUGGAGUUUUAUGAACACGACAAGAGGUCUAUUUGGAAACUGGAGUUUUGAUCUUAUCGAUGAUUUCACCCUGCCAGACGGAUCAAUCGCAGGUGUAUCCCAAAUAAACAAUAACGAGGCAGUUCACAAGCAAUUUGGAAUACAUUGGUUGUUGGAGGACAAGGAAGACUCGAACAAAGGCGGCUCCAUGUUUGUGCACGAAUACUUCCGUACGUCUAGCUAUUAUGCGAACAGCUCGUUUGAACCUGAGUUUAAAAUACGACCUGAAGACAUUCUACCUGCGAACAGGUCACAAGACAUAGUAAAAGCUCGGGAGCUCUGCGGCGACUCAUACCAAUGUCAGUACGAUUACGCCAUGACCCUUAAUCGAGACAUGGCGCUCAUUGGCAAAGGUUUCCACGACGCUUUCGUGAAUAUAAAGGCAGCGAAUAUGAGACCAGUUGUUUCCUGCGGCGUCUUGGAGACACCUCGCUUUGGGCGAAAGAGCAAUUUCUUCUUCAUUCCUGGCACGAAGGUGACGUUUGAGUGCAACCAGGACUUCGUCCUUGUCGGUGACCAGAGACGGCAGUGCAUGCCGAAUGGACAGUGGGACGUCCCGCCCAACGGCUUCACGGAAUGCUUGCGUCACCAGGAGUACGAGUCGCGGCAGGCGUGGGUCACGAUCGGCAUCAUCCUGCUGGUGAUGCUGCCCAUCGUCAUCUUCCUGGCGGGCUUCUGGCUCAGGUACAACCGAAGAAAUCAGAAGAAAAACGGCAGUGGAGGCGUGCAGUCUUGGAGCUUCGUGCGCAGCCACCACAGCGACUCUCCAGACACUCCGUUGAAGACCCACGAAUUCGAGGACGUGGACAGCGGCUUCGCUCCGCCGAGCACACCGUCGGCCAACACGGACACGCUGUCCCCUCCAGCAAGCACCCCCUCCCCGAAGCAGCAGCAGGGCUCGUCGCCGCCAAACAGCACCCUGAGUAGUAGGGGAAGCAAGAAGCGGGUCUCUUAUGAUAAGGUGUACCGCACGGGGGAGCCACUGCCUGGCAAGCCGAUGACCGAGUUUGAGCCCAAGGUGUGGGACCUGGAUGAAGAGACGGACCUCAGCCUGUCCGUGUCCAACAGGGACAGCGAGGCGGCCAGCACGAUCCGCAGUUCGAUCCUCAGCACGCCCAUGCAGUCGCCCCGCACCAGCCAACUGCCACCUCCGCCGCCGCCUCCAACGCAACCCCAGCCGUCCACCUCGCAAUCGGCGUACCAGCCGGUGUACCAGGAGGUCGCCGAUCCACCGAAACCAAAGAAACAGACUCUAGUUUGACGCAAGCGCACGGAAUAGAAAUUUUUCUGCACUCCACCGACAAACUGAUAGUUGUUUUUUUCCGCCACCGUUCAUUUUUUUGUACUUGUCCAUGCAUCUCAAACGAUCGAAUAAAUUGUAAUUUAAGUCCAGA